This is a messenger RNA of Rhodotorula graminis WP1, 1908 nucleotides long. RefSeq lists its product as uncharacterized. The record is from RefSeq and is a predicted model, not a curated record. The transcript has 2 exons. NCBI's taxonomy places the organism in Eukaryota, Fungi, Basidiomycota, Microbotryomycetes, Sporidiobolales, Sporidiobolaceae. The coding region runs from base 1 to 1908 and encodes 635 amino acids.
AUGAGCGACACCUCGCACCUCUCGCCGCCUCACACGCCCGUCUCCUCCGUCUGCUCGUCCUUCCUCUCCUUCUCGCCCGACGCGCCUCGCACACCUCGCACGCCCCUCUCGAGCGCUAUCGGCUCUCCGGGCGGCGACGUGACGCCCAAGGCCAGCAGGGACGACCCGCUCGGCGAGCUCGCGCUCGAUGCUCCGCCGGCUCGCGGCACCUUUCGCCUCGAGCCGCCGCCAGCGUCUCGACGGCGCACGAAGCAGGCGGCCGAGCCUUUGAGCCGGGAGCUGGCGCAGCAGGAGCCGUCGACGUCCGUCGUGACGAGCGGCGUCGGGUCGUUCAGCAGCCGCAACCCGUUCGCGGCCCUCAUCGGCGCCGACCCGCACACGUCGACCAAGUCGACGUCAUCCUCGUCGUCAAGCGGCGUCUAUCACUACGCGGCAUUGUCGGCGGCGGCGUCAUCGGCAUCGGGCUCGUCGAGGUCGGCGUCUCGCUCGCCCAAGGUGGACGACCUCGCGGCCAUCGACGAGCUGCUCCUCGGCUAUGCCUCUCGCGGCCCCAGCUCGUCGAGCGCAGCCUCGUCGGCCCUCGACACGAGCCUCGAAGCGCUCGGGCUCGACAGCCAAACCGACAUGAGCUCGGCGUGGCAGGACGAGCUUUACUCGAGCCUGUCCGAGUCGUCGCCGGUCGAGGCGGCCUUCCCGCCGCGCAUCCCGCGCCUGUCUUUCCAAGCGCCGUCGCCCGAGCAGCUGCGGUGCGGCACAGGCGGCGGGUCGCCGGGCUCGCCACGCCGAGCUCGCAAGACGGCGAUGUCGUCGCCACGUCACCCUUUCGGUCGCUCGGCAACGGCAUCAUCGUCCGCCUCGCCGACCUACUCGCCGAGGCGAUCGCCUCGUCGCACAUCACCGCGCAAGGUGUCGCCGCGCGACAGCCCGACUCGCCCUCGCGCGCUCGUCUACACCUCGUCCACCCGGACCUCGCCUUCCCUCACCUCGCCGGCCAUCGAGGCGUUCCAGCUCGCCCCGACCUCGCCCGUUCAGCCUCCUCGGUCGUCACAUAAGCUCCUCCCCUUUGCCCUGCCCCUCUCGUCCCUCUCGAGCUCCUUUACCCGCCACCGCUCGUCGCCGCCUAAGCCGUCCGGGCUCGACAAAAGCGCGCGCUCGACCGCCGCCGACCGCGACUCGGCGGCUUACCGGGCUCGUCGAGCGGCGAAGGACGCCGCAUGGGCAGAGCGAGAUCGUGCGGCGGCCGCACGAGCAGGUCGAGCGGUCGACGGCAUCAACGUCGAGGAGCUCGACCGCUUCUUCGGCGUCACGCCGAGGCGGGGCAAGGCGAUCAGGGGCGGGUACGUCGAUGUCGCGCUCGAGGAGGGUGUCGUCGGCGCGAGCGGGGGGCGGAGAAGAGGCGGCGAGGGAGAGGAGCAAGCCUGGAGGCGAGCCGAGGAGUUUCGGGGGCUGUUGGACGACGACGCCGAGCGUGACGCGCAGCUCGCUCGAGACGGUCGUCGCACGUCCUUUGGCGACGUCGGCAACGUCUCGAGCGACGACGAGUGCAGCGGCUUUGACGUGCGCACGCGGCGCGGUCCUCCCCCUCCCCUUUUCACCUCUUCCACCUUCUCGACCUCUUCUUCCUCCCGAGCUCGCUCGCACUCCUACGCGAGCUCGUCCUUCUCUCUCGACGACGCCGCCUCGGCGCUCGAUGCACACAUCAGCCUCGCCUCGCCUAUCGACCUGUCGUGCACGAGCCUCCCCUCCCUCCUCCCUUCUAUUUCGCCCUCACCCUUCUCUCCCAUGUACCCCUCGGCCUCGCCCUCGGCCUCGCCCUCGCCCUACGGCUCGUUCGACUCGAGCAGCAGCUGGGCGAGCUCGCAGGCGUCGUUCGGCCCGCGCUCGUCGUCGCUCCCGGUCAAGGGUUAG